Molecule: messenger RNA, 1260 nt
Organism: Daktulosphaira vitifoliae (grape phylloxera)
Lineage: Eukaryota; Metazoa; Arthropoda; Insecta; Hemiptera; Phylloxeridae
Gene: Tap42
Product: immunoglobulin-binding protein 1
Exons: 5
Coding region: 168-1187 (339 amino acids)
Biological process (GO): regulation of signal transduction; regulation of dephosphorylation
Cellular component (GO): cytosol
Molecular function (GO): protein phosphatase 2A binding
Source: RefSeq, a predicted model, not a curated record
UCCUGAUAAAUGAUAAAAAUAAAUAAAUUUCGCUACAAAUUUACAAUAACAAAAAUAAAGUUUUACUUUCCUUUAUAUGUAUAUAUAUAUAGUUGAGUAUUACUAGUUAAAUAUCAAUUAGAUAAAUUUGAAGUCUUAUAUAGUAAUCUGACUAAUAACUUUAAGAAAUGGCAUCUUCAGUUGAGUUUAAGAAUCUAAAAUUAUCAGAAUGUUUUGAUCAAGGUUUAACAUCGUACGAAAACAUUUGUGAGUCAACUGAGCCAUCCAAAGAAUCAGAAGUUCAAUAUAAAAUAAUUAAAUGUAUGAAAAUGUUGGAAUAUGCAACCCAACUUGUUUCUGCAGCUGAAUUGUAUAGUAAUAAUGAGACUAUUGAAGAAGUACCAACAUCUGAUAUAAAAUAUAUGUUGCUACCGUUUAUGUUAGGUUCUCUUGCUUUAAAGCUUACCAAUAAUGGAAAUCGGUUAAAUGUGGUAAAAACAGCUGAAGUAUAUUUCAGAGAUUAUUUGCAAAGGUGCAAAGAUUAUGGUUUAACUGAUGUCACAUUACCUUCUCCAUAUAAUGAAACGGAUGAAACAACAACUCAAUUUUCUAUGGAUUUUACUUUAAUGGCUCGUAGACGUGCAGAAAAAAUUAAAAAUUAUAAAGAACAGAAAUUAAUGGAGUCUCAACUUCAAUUAUUAAAAGAACAAAAUAAAUGUGAAAAUGUAGAAGAAGAAUGCAAAAGAAGCUAUAUUAUUUCUUUACUUAAGUUUAAUGUUAGUAAAGCUUUAGAAGAAAUUGAUUCUCUUCAAGCUGAAAUGAGAAUAUUACAUUACAAAUUAAAAAAUGAAGAUAACCUUGAUCAGAUUAAAGGAUCUAAAAUUAAAAGUAAACCUUUAACACCCAUUAUUAUCACCAAAAAUGAAUUACAAAAAAAAGUUUUUGGUGCUGGAUAUCCUAGUUUACCAACUAUGACUGUUGAAGAAUUCUGUCAACAACGUAUCAAUGAUGGAGUAUGGCAUUUACCCACAGCUGAAAACACAAAAUGCUUGCAACAGUUAGAUGAAGCUCCAAAAAAACAUGAAAGUGAUAAUGAAGAUCAGCUGAAUGAAGAAGUAGAAGAAAAUGAAAGGCAGCGUUUAAAUGCUCGUGAUGAAUAUAAGGAUGAUCAUCGUCGAGGUUGGGGAAACAGAUAUAAUAGAAGUUAAAAGCUUAAAAACAAUUACUAGAUUGUAUAUUUACUUGUUCCAUAUUAUUUAAUAAAAACAUUUUCAAGUUACA